This is a messenger RNA of Staurois parvus, 468 nucleotides long. Lineage: Eukaryota; Metazoa; Chordata; Amphibia; Anura; Ranidae. The record is from the annotation of a GenBank genome assembly.
AUGACUUCCUUCCUGAAAGGUAUAACCGCUGCAGCUGUAGUAAAUGGAUCUGUGGCCAAUAUUGGAGCAGACCUUCACUACAAAGACAUCACACUGCCUGCUAUUGGCUUUAACCGACAAAAGAUUAAAUUCCCACAGCCAGGGGUGGGCGAUAUCAGGGACAUUAUGGACAAUCCUCUGGAAGAACCGAAUCGUCAGAGCCUUAUUCCUGUUGGAAGAGCAGAUUGCAAGUUUCUCUUUAUCGUGGGAGAAGAUGACAGGAACUGGAGAGCGACUUUCAUGCCCAGACUGCCUGCAAAAUUUUGGAAGAGCAAGGGAAAGAAAAACCAGAGGUUGUGUACUAUGCCAAAGCUGGACAUUACAUUGAGCCGCCUUACUUCCCCCUGUGUAAAGCUUCCAUGCAUAAAGUUGUUGGUCUUCCAUGCAUUUGGGGCGGGGAAUCAAAAGCACACAAUUUUGCACAAGUAG